This is a messenger RNA of Phlebotomus argentipes, 2813 nucleotides long. It is a transcript of the gene muskelin, whose product is annotated as muskelin. Bases 32 to 2317 code for a protein of 761 amino acids. The transcript is spliced from 4 exons. Gene Ontology annotation, cellular component: cytoplasm. Gene Ontology annotation, molecular function: protein binding. The record is from RefSeq and is a predicted model, not a curated record. Lineage: Eukaryota; Metazoa; Arthropoda; Insecta; Diptera; Psychodidae.
AGUCUGGUGAUGUCUCUGUCAAGUGGAAAACAUGUCAGAGCAGUUGAGCUACGAAAUCCACAAAUAUUCCAGCUACUCCACGUCCUAUCUGCCUGAGAACAUCCGCGAGGACUGUCCCAGCAAUCAGACCAGCCGAUGGUCGUCGAACACCAACAGCCCCCCGCAGUUCCUCACGCUGAAGCUUCAGCGUCCGGCGAUUGUGAAGACCAUCAAGUUCGGGAAGUACGAGAAGGCUCAUGUCUGCAAUCUGCGGAAGUUCAAGAUCUUCGGCGGCCUGGAGGAGGAGCACAUGGUGCUGCUGUUCGAGGGCGGCCUGAAGAAUGACACGGUCCCGGAGAGCUUCACGCUGCGCCACACCACGGAUUCUGGGGAGUUGCUUCCGGUGCUGUUCAUUCAGAUCAUGCCGCUGCUGUCUUGGGGGCCCAGCUUCAACUUCAGCAUCUGGUACGUGGAGCUGCAGGGCCAGGACGAUCCCAUCUUCGUGCGCACGAGCCUGCAGAACUACAACACGCUGCGCGAGGUGGAAAUCGUGCGGCUGUGCCUGAAGCACUUCCGCCAGCAGGGCUACGAGGCCGCCUUCCGUCUGUUGCAGGAGCAGACGAAGGUGCUGCUGGAGCACCCCAUGAUGUCCAACCUGCACGACGCGCUCGUCAUCCGCGGUGACUUCCAGGAGACCGAGCAGUUUAUGCAGCAGUGCGUGGACGACGGUCUGCUGGACGCGUAUCUCUCGCAGCAGGACUACAAGGCGUCGUGGGAGCUGCAAGACGUGGCGGAGACGGAGAACCGCCCGGGAAUGCGCGGCGGGCAUCAGCUGGUGAUCGACAACCACAGCGGACUGAUUUACCUGUACGGCGGCUGGGAUGGCUUCGAGGAGCUCAGCGAUCUCUGGUGCUACAAUAUCAAGUCCAACGUGUGGCGCCUCAUUCACGCCAACUCGGAGAAGUUCGACGGCCCCACGCCGCGCUCGUGCCACAAGAUGGUCUUCGAUCCGCGCAGCGGCCAGAUCUUCAUCCUCGGUCGCUAUCUGGACAGCUCCAGUCGCACGAAGGAGCACAUCAAGAGCGAGUUCUACCUGUACGACACCACGCACCAGUCCUGGCUGCAGAUCUGCGACGACACGAGCCAAGUGGGCGGGCCGCAGCUGAUCUUCGACCAUCAAAUGUGCAUCGACGUGGACAAGCAGACGAUCUAUGUGUUCGGCGGCCGCAUCCUCACACCGCGUAACAUCGACGACAUGUCCAACGAUCCGCAGUACUCCGGGCUGUUCUCCUACCACAUCGCCACGAACAUGUGGACGCAACUGCUGGUGGACUGCGGUCAUCCCAGCGCCGCUCACUUCGACGUGCCCAGCAUCAAGUCACGCGUCACGCACUCGAUGGUCUUCCAUCACCGCCACCGCAAGCUCUACAUCUUCGGCGGGCAGCGCAACAAGGAGUACACCACGGACUUCAUCGCCUACGACGUGGACGCUGGCGAGAUGAACGUGCUGAGCGUAGACUCGGGCGCCGCGGGCGAGAAAAACGUGCCGCAGUCGGGCUUCGCACAGCGCGCCACCAUCGACUGCGACCGCGACGAAAUCUACGUGCUGUCUAGCCUGAGCAAGGACAAGGAGCGCCGCGACUUCAACGUCAACAGCUUGUGGCUGUACGCGCUGAAGCUGAACGAGUGGACGUGCAUCUACAAGUGCGACCACUCCACGGAGAACUGCUGCGCCAACAAGAGCCAGGCCAUGUGCACGGAGCCCUGUCCCAGGUACGCUCAUCAGCUCGUCUACGACGCCACCAACCGCAUCCACUACCUCUUCGGCGGCAACCCGGGCCGGAACACACUGCCACAGCUCAGGCUCGACGACUUCUGGGUGCUGAGGCUCGAGAAACCCAGUCGCCAGCAGAUUCUGCGUCACUGUAAAUAUUUAAUAAGAAGACUGGAAUACGAGGAGAUAACCAAGAGUGACCCACUGAAGGCUGUCAAUUAUCUUCAGACAAGACUGCAUGACAUUAUCGACCACAAGGACCCCGAAGAGCUCAAGGAGUUCCACAAGCUAGCUUCGCUGCUCUUCAAGUGCGAUGACUUCCAGACGGAGAACAGCAGUCCUCUGAUGACCGUGCCGCUGGGCACCACAUCAGCCUUCCUCCCGGACAAGGGUGACUCGCCCUCGGGCGCAGCCGCCGCGUCCUCGCCCUCGUCCUCAGCCAAGGCGGACAUGUCGUUCAACGUGAAGAACCAGCGCUACUUGCUCUUCAAUAAGCUGGUGAAGCUCCUGCCGGAGAAUAUGGUGCAGCCGAAGGGCAACUUGAGCGACUUCGUCCUCAUCUGAGGCGCUCCUCUGCCAUGUCUGCGGAUCGCGGAUAUUCAUAUGCGUUGUCGUGGAAAUAUACUCGAUUUAGGCACACACUUUCGCAUACGUUUCACAGCAUAAUAUAUUUACUCUCUAUAUACAAUUGCAUGUCCUCUUAUCUGUGCGUUUUGCGUUGUUCCGUGUAAAUUCUUCCUUACAAAAAGUAUCCUUGCAGCCAAACUAUAUAAUAGCAUGUUCUCGAAAAUGCAUAUUAACAGGAAAGAGUGUAGAAAUAUCCAUCAACAGUGUACAUUUUUCAAUUUUAUAAAAUCUCCAGGUUUUAAUAUAUUUUUAUGUUUAUGUAAAAUGCAAAAGUGUUUCAAUCACUUCAACUGCAUUCACAUUUUCGUGGGAUUCACUAGUAGUGUGAUGAAAUAGAAGAAUCCAUCGUUGAAAUUUGAAUGAGUUGACAAGCUUCUGUGUCCGCCGCUGGAGAAAUCUCGGCGCUGCUAACGGUUGCUCAUGUUUCAUGAAA